CGACAUCUGAAGGCGCCUCAUCUGCGGCUCGUCAUGCACCUGUCAAUGCCCAAUCCCUUGAUGGAUAGAGGGUCCGCGGUGGUGUGAAGGAGGGUUGUGGGGCAACGGCCAACGGCGGUCUGGCUUUUGUGACACGAUCCCAUGCUUCAGAUCGCUGACCGCACAUCGAAUUCACCACCCUGCAUACUAGCCUUAGCCAUAUCGACCUUAUGACCUCGACACCAGCCGAGCGCCCGCUGAAGGUUCUCGUCGCUCUUACUGACCCCGUUGCCUCGAAAUUCGGGUCUGCGGUUGUUGCGCGCCUGCAGCGACUCGAAAAUGUCUCUCUGCGCAUCAUAGCUCGCACACCGUUUCCCACGUCAGCAUUCACGACCGUCUCACCGAACCUCGAGCCUGUCUGGCACACAUACAGCACCGAGAGUAGUACGCCUGGGUGGCAACACGAAGAUUAUGUUGAGACACAGGUCGCCGGGUACUGCUCAUGGGCGGACUCGCUCGUCCUUGCGCCGCUGGACGCGGAGAACAUAGCGCAGAUGCUGCAUGGCUUUACGAGCAGUCUCCACCUGAAGAUACUCCGUAGCUGGGAUGUGUCGAAGAAGAUCCUCCUGAUACCGGGCAUGUCCACUCUGCAGUGGGAGCACCCCAUGUCAAAGAAGCAGAUCAGCAAGAUAAAGAAGAAGAUGAACUGGAUCCGCGUUCUGUCUCCGUUACUCUGGAACCACGAUCAGGCCGGGAAGAAGGUUGUGCCAUGGGGAGGAUACAAAGAAUUGAGCGAGUCUGUACAAACACAAAUCGACCUGAUGGCGGUUGGCGAACGUAGCGCCGCACUCAUGACCGCACAUCUUCCUGCACUGAAGCCGCUAAAGAACAAAGGACCGCGUCUGCCACCAGAGCUAUGGUCCAUGAUAUUGGAGUUCACAGAAGACUGGGAGCUGGCUACAACACUCAAUGUGCACACCAACCUGCCCGUGCCUCGCGAGUGGCAACAGGCGGCCAGUGAGGCCGGACCCAAGACGCAGAUGCAGAAGCUGGGCUGGACACUACUCACGUGCAGCUAUGCAGAUAUUGCGAAAGCGUUCGAUACAGAAAAGCCUACUCGCAUCACUCGGCCAUGCCUCGAUCUCAUCAUGCGAUUUGCCAUGGUGCCUGUUCUCAAGCACCUUGAGUACUUCCACAAAGAUCUCUUCUGGCAACAUUUCGGCCACACGUUCCUCCCACACAAAGCAUCCCUCUUCAGCAAGACCGAGAUCCUCGACUACUGGCGAACAUCGCCCACGUUCUUGACCAAAGAGUACUCGACCGAAGCCAUGGACGCUGCGUCCCGCAACAACUCUACAAAGGCCCUCGACUGGUGGUACAACUCUGGGCUGCAUCUCAAGUACACGGAAGCUGCACUCGAGCAAGCAUCCUCACAAUGUCAUCUUUCCGUCCUGCAGUGGUGGAAGGAGCACUCGCGGCACCGCACACCACCAACGCCUGGUGAGGAGGCGCCGCCUGCUAAGCUUCGCGACCCCCUGAAGCUCAAAGUGGGCAAGUCGAUAACGUAUGCAACACAGUCAAACAAGCUGGAUGCAAUCAAGUGGUGGGUCGACAGUGGCGUGCCGUUCUCACACGAGGACACGGUCACAAAGAUCGCCUCGACACAUGGCCACACGAAGAUUCUGGACUACUGGAGAUCCACUCGCGGCGAGAAGAUGCUCUAUGACAACCAGGUGUUAGUUGGUCCGACCAAGAUGGGCAAGGCGAACGUGCUCGAUUGGUGGAAGAAGAGCGGGCUGAAGGUCGAGUAUAAGACGUGCGACAUUGAGGAAGCACUGGAGGACGGCGUCGAGGGCGAGGCUGGCGAGAGCGUGCGACGGUGGUGGGCCGAGAACGGGCUGAAUCUGGGGGUGGGGACGAGUGAGUGGAUGAGGGUCAAGACUUUGGAUUCUUGAGACGAUUGCAGCAAUGAUUCUCGGGGGUCAGCAUAGCAUAGCAAUGUGGUUUAAUUAAGCGUUGUAAAGACCAAGUCGG
Molecule: messenger RNA, 2013 nt
Organism: Didymella exigua CBS 183.55
Lineage: Eukaryota; Fungi; Ascomycota; Dothideomycetes; Pleosporales; Didymellaceae
Exons: 1
Coding region: 210-1934 (574 amino acids)
Biological process (GO): coenzyme A biosynthetic process
Cellular component (GO): phosphopantothenoylcysteine decarboxylase complex
Molecular function (GO): FMN binding; phosphopantothenoylcysteine decarboxylase activity
Source: RefSeq, a predicted model, not a curated record